AUGGGUCCCAACAUGGAAGCCAUCGCAUCUCCAGUGCGGCCGCAAGCCGGCCCAUCCUCGUCCGCACUCGGUUACUCGACCGACUCUCCAAUCAAGUCAUCAGCAACCUCGAACCAUGACGCAUCAAAUCAUCACCAAUCACAGCAGCAACAAUCGCAACAACAGGACUUGUGGUCCAGCAUCCUGAAUAGCGUCAAGAGCUCCAAAGCAAUCUCGACCAAGACCAUCGUCCUCCUCGGCGAGCCCAAGUCUGGCAAGACCUCGCUCCUUGCUGCUCUCGCUUCCACAUCACCUCUGGGGCUCAUCAGCGGCAGGUCGUCCCUUGCUACCGCCGCUGCCAAGGCACGGGACGAGAACAAGCCCACAACAGCUCCUGCAGCCUCCACCUCGAAACUCGCCACGUCAUCCAACGAUCUCGGCCUCGCGUAUGCCUACUUUGACGUCGGCGACGAGAAAGACAGGGACGAGAUCGUGGCGCGUGUUGGCGCUUACACUCUCCAUUCGUCUGAGCCGGCCUACACUUCGCUGCUGCCCUUUGCCUUUCCCGAAUCCAACCUCAACUCCAGCGAGAAUGACUCUUCUGCUGCAAUGGCAGCACUAGCCUCAGUCACGCUCUCUGCAUCCGCCUCUACAGGCGAUCUCAACCGCGCGUUCGCCUCCAAGCCAUCCAUCGACUCGCUCAAAGAUUCCAUCGUUGUCAUCCUUCUCGACUGGGAGCAACCAUGGACAUUUCUCGAACAGCUCCGCAAUUGGCUCGGCAUCCUUCGAGAGCUCGUCGACAGUGCUGCUGAUGGCGCCCUGUCCGACCAGCAACAACGCGACGCCAAGUGGUCCAGAACUCGCGUGGCCCUCGACGAGAUGAAGGAACGUCUCGAGGCUUACAUCAGAGCCUACAUCGAGCCAUCGCAAAAGUCGGCCGAGUCGGGUGAUCUGCCUAACGGCUCCGCGGCUACUCGGCAGCCGGGGUCGAGCAGCUUGGAUGCCUUCCCCGCUCACAUCACCACGGUUAGCGUCCAGUUGGAUGGCGCAGACGCGAAUCCGCUCGCCGAGGGAACACUCACGGACAAUAUCGGUAUUCCCAUCGUCGUCGUUUGCACCAAAGCCGAUGCUAUCUCGCGCCUGGAACGCGACAAGAACUUCAAAGAGGAGCAGUUCGACUAUAUUCAGCAGGUGCUUCGAACCAUUUGCAUGAAGUAUGGAGCUGCCUUGUUCUAUACUUCGUCUAUGCGCUCACAGUCUGUUGACAUUUUGCGAUCCUACCUGCUGCAUCGUCUCUUCACUCCGUCUACCGCUCCUUCGCAGCAGCAAUCGGUACCGGGGGCACCGGAUGGCAACACGUCUUCCACCGCUUCGGCACAGAACAGCGCUGCCGCGGGAGGUGUCGCUGCAUUUGGCUUUCCUUACCGUGCCUCUACGACGGAUCGCGAUACACUGCUCGUCCCCGCGGGCUGGGACAGCUGGGGCAAGAUCAAGGCGCUUCGUGAGCCUUUCGACUGCCGCAGCAUGGCCAGGGGUUGGGAGAACGAUUGCGAGAUCGAAACACUGCGCAGGACGCGCGGUUUGGCCAGAACGAAACAGGUCGAGGAUCAGCUCGAGAAGGAAAUGCAAGCCGACCGAAGGGGCGAAGAGGGUGGCAGCGACGAGGUGCAGUCGGCCAUGAAGCUGUACGAGGACAUUGUUUCGGACUGGGAGGCAGCGCCUGUUGGCAAGGAUUUGGCCAAUAAGGUGCGUAUUCCAGAUGAGCAGGCGUUUUUGGGACAGCACCAUGCGACGCUGCAGAAGGAUCCGGACCCGAGGAGCAAGUUUAGCAAGCGCGGGGUGGUGGGGCCUAUGACGGGAUCGAGUGCCGGGCUGCCUUCGGUGGAAAAAUACAUGUCGCGUGAGGCUAGAGUCGAUGGUGGUGGCAUCACCUCACCAACACUUCCGGAAACAGCCUCGUCCACUACCGCUGCACGCCCGCGUUUGGAUACAGCGAACUCGUCGAGCUCGGCGUCUAGGAGAGAGUCAACGUCGGCAGCCGCCGCCGCCGCCGUGGCAGCCAUGACCGGUGGUGAUCGGAGCAGCAGCGGCAGCCGACCCACGAGUCCGGCCGUCAACUCAGGGGCGACAUCGCCCGGCGCACCGAAACAGUCCGAGGUGCUGCACAGCUUCUUCCAGUCUUUGCUCAAGGAUAAAGGUUCCAGUGUGGGUUCGCCCAAGGUGGACAGGCUCAACAGAGGAGGUGCUGGUUCUUCGUCGACGGCUACGCCUCGGAGAGAUCCGACUGCGAAUAGGUAG
Molecule: messenger RNA, 2277 nt
Organism: Sporisorium graminicola
Lineage: Eukaryota; Fungi; Basidiomycota; Ustilaginomycetes; Ustilaginales; Ustilaginaceae
Exons: 1
Coding region: 1-2277 (758 amino acids)
Biological process (GO): microtubule cytoskeleton organization; microtubule-based movement
Cellular component (GO): cytoplasmic dynein complex; centrosome
Molecular function (GO): dynein heavy chain binding
Source: RefSeq, a predicted model, not a curated record